AAAUUUCCAUCUAGCCCAACUUGAGGUGCUCUGACUUUCCAAAAAAAAAAAAAAAUCCCUCGCAGCCUUCACUGCAACUUUGAAGGCAGAAGGCAGAAGGCAGAAGGCAGAAAGAACAAGGAAGGACUGACGAGUGACGUCCAAGUAUCUAACGAAGACUCACCUAACGCCAAGUCGUCACUGCUCACGCAGCCACCGAGUCACCGACCCACGGCCAAGCCGGCGCAUCCGACGGCCACCAGACACCAGCCGACCACCCGCUAAUCAGAUCUGCCCCUGCCGGUGCGUCCUAAAUCCUAUCUUCUUCAACAAUGCCUACAAAUCCGGCGGGAAACUCCAAUAACGCAGUGGAGCUAUUCCUUAAAAUAGGGUUAGAUGAGAAAGUAGCUCAUAAUACAAUUGCAAAUAACAAGGUUACCAAUAAUCUGUUGGCAGUGAUUCAUGAGGCGGGUGUUACCAAUGGUUGCGAUCGGACUACUGGAAAUCUUCUAUACACUGUUGCUACAAAAUUCCCUGCCAAUGCUCUUGUGCAUCGGCUAACACUGGUCGGAUAUGUUGUUUCUUCAAAGAUUAAGACACCAGCUCAAUUGGAAGCUGCUUUCACAUUUUUUGCAAGUGUCGGUCCUGAAGAUCUCAACUUAAGUGACUUUGAAUUAGCUUGUGGAGUCGGUAUUGAAGUUUCUAAUGAAGAGAUAGAGCGUUCAGUUGGUGAAGUCUUUGAAGAGCUUAGAGCAACUAUUUUGGAGCAGCGAUAUAAAACAAAUGUGGGUGACUUGUUUCGACGUGUUCGUGAGAGACAGCCAUGGGCUGAUCCAAAGAUUGUUAAGCAAGUGGUAGAUACAAAACUUCGUGAGCUACUGGGUGAAAGGACUGCAGCAGAUGAUGAAAAGCCAGUUAAAAAGAAGAAGGAAAAGCCUGCUAAAGUUGAGGAAAAAGUUCUUGCUGCUGCUCCAGCUCAGCCAUCUGAAGAAGAACUUAAUCCAUUUUCUAUCUUCCCACCUCCAGAAGAAAAUCUUAAGGUCCUCACAGAAGUUUUCUUUAGUGAUGGUUCUAUUUUAAGAGCUUGCAAUACAAGGGAAAUUCUUAACAAGCACUUAAAAGAAACUGCGGGAAAAGUUCGUACCCGCUUCCCACCUGAGCCCAAUGGGUACCUUCACAUUGGUCAUGCCAAGGCAAUGUUUGUCGAUUUUGGAUUGGCUAAGGACAGAGGUGGACAUUGCUAUCUAAGGUAUGAUGAUACAAAUCCUGAGGCUGAAAAGAAAGAGUAUAUUGACCAUAUUGAAGAGAUAGUCAGGUGGAUGGGAUGGGAGCCAUUCAAGAUAACUUACACCAGUGACUAUUUUCAAGAGCUCUAUGAACUAGCUGUUGAGCUCAUAAGGAGGGGUCAUGCUUAUGUUGACCAUCAGACUUCUGAUGAAGUAAAGGAGUACAGAGAAAAGAAGAUAAAUAGUCCUUGGAGAGACAGACCAGUAGAAGAAUCCUUAAAACUUUUUGAGGAAAUGAGAAGGGGAAUGAUUGAGGAAGGAAAAGCAACACUAAGGAUGAAGCAAGAUAUGCAAAGUGACAACUGUAAUAUGUACGACCUCAUUGCAUACCGUAUCAAGUUCACUCCUCAUCCUAAAGCAGGAGAUAAGUGGUGUAUUUACCCUAGCUAUGAUUAUGCGCACUGCAUCGUAGACUCUCUUGAAAAUGUAACGCAUUCGCUCUGUACAUUGGAAUUUGAGACACGGCGGGCGUCAUAUUACUGGUUAUUGCAUGUACUUGGCCUAUAUAUGCCUUAUGUAUGGGAGUACUCACGGUUGAAUAUGACAAACACAGUGAUGUCAAAGAGAAAACUUAAUUGUCUUGUUACUGAGAAGUAUGUUGAUGGGUGGGAUGAUCCUCGAUUGAUGACACUUGCUGGUUUGCGCCGUAGAGGGGUGUCAGCAACAGCAAUUAAUACCUUUGUUAGGGGUAUUGGAAUCACUAGAAGUGACUCUAGUCUAAUCCGGUUAGAUCGCCUUGAAUACCAUAUUAGAGAAGAGCUAAACAAAUCAGCUGCUCGCGCAAUGGUGGUUCUACAUCCCGUAAAGGUUGUUAUCACCAAUCUAGAAGCUGGUAAAGUUAUUGAACUUGAUGCUAAGAAGUGGCCAGAUGCUCAAACUGAUGAUACCUCAGCAUUGUACAAGGUACCAUUUUCUAAUGUUGUAUACAUAGAAAGAUCUGAUUUUCGAAUAAAAGACUCGAAAGAUUAUUAUGGACUUGCUCCUGGGAAGUCUGUCUUGUUGAGGUAUGGAUUUCCGAUUAGGUGCACAGAUGUAGUUGUUGGUGAUGACAAUGAAUCGAUUAUUGAGAUUCGUGCUGAGUAUGACCCAGAGAAGAAAACGAAACCAAAGGGUGUCCUCCACUGGGUUGGUGAGCCUUCCCCUGGUGUUAAUCCACUUAAAGUGGAAGUCAGGCUUUUCGAAAGACUUUUCCUUUCUGAGAAUUCCGCGGAGCUUGAUAAUUGGCUUGAUGAUUUAAACCCCAACACAAAAGUUGUCAUACCUGAGGCAUAUGCAGUUUCUUCACUCCAGAGUGCUGUACUCAGUGACAGAUUUCAGUUUGAACGUUUAGGUUACUUUGCUGUGGACAAGGACUCCACACAAGAGAAAUUGGUUUUUAACCGCACAGUCACAUUAAGAGACAGCUAUACCAAGGGUGGGAAAUAGACCAUGCAUGUGGUCAUGAGAAUGUUCCUUUACGUUUUAUAUCUGAUUUAAUCAAUACUUGUAUAUGCGAGUUGGGAAACAAGGUGUAACACUUUGUCUGAAUAACAAGAUAGAAAGGUAAUGGAAGGGAACAAGGGAAAGAAAGGCAAAUGUGGAGCUCUAUUUUUCCUCGGAGUGUCUCCAACUUUGGAGGGAUAGUUUUUAUUGAAGACGAAGGGAAAAAUGGAUCUCUUCCCUUCCUUUUCCCAACCGGUUAUCCAAACAAGUAAAUUUGUCUGCUUGUCCCUUUUCCUUGUGCCUCUUUCUCUCAUUUGCUCUUAUCUAAACAAAGUGUAGUUCACUAUUUAUUGUUGAAAUAUGUAUGAUAUAAUUUGAUCAA
This is a messenger RNA of Beta vulgaris subsp. vulgaris (sugar beet), 3069 nucleotides long. RefSeq names its product glutamine--tRNA ligase, cytoplasmic. Gene Ontology annotation, biological process: glutaminyl-tRNA aminoacylation; translation. The record is from RefSeq and is a predicted model, not a curated record. The transcript has 24 exons. Bases 312 to 2690 code for a protein of 792 amino acids. Lineage: Eukaryota; Viridiplantae; Streptophyta; Magnoliopsida; Caryophyllales; Amaranthaceae. Gene Ontology annotation, molecular function: glutamine-tRNA ligase activity; ATP binding. Gene Ontology annotation, cellular component: cytoplasm; cytosol.